AUGGCAGCUGUUGUCGCGCAACGAUUUGUGAGGAGAAAUGAACACUACAUAAAGUGCCAAGUACUUAUCUAUCCAGUUAUCCACGUGUUUGGAUUUUGCUUACCUUCUUUUCAAGAAUAUUAUGAGAAUUAUGAUGCUGUUCUCAGCCCUACUGAAAUGGCAAGGAUGAUGUUGCAUUAUUUGGGUAUGCCAGCAACCCAGAGAAACAUCGAGUUGCUCAUCGCUGGUCAACAUAUUCCAAAAGAGCUCAAAAUCUCAGAAGAGUUUAGUGAUUCCAACCUGAACUUCACUUUUCAAGAACAGCUCCAUGCGAAAGCAGCAACACCCGAUGAAAAAGAGAAAAUCCAAUUGCAAGCUUUUGCUGACAAAGGAUCUGAUCCGGAUGUUUCUCCACUGUUUGGUGUGCGCAACGACCUCCCUCCAGCGAUGGUUAUCUCUGCCGAAUUUGAUAUUUUAAGGGACGAAGCGAUACAGUACGCGAAGAAAUUGCAAAAGGAGAAAGUUCCCUGCGAAUGGAAGCAUUACAAAACAGCAUGUCAUGGCGUAUGCAGUUUUCCAAAUAGUUCGUUAUGUGAGUUAGUUGAAAAGAAGAUGUGGAUCAGCAUUGAUCAGGAAAUUCCGUUUAACAGAUUCUAUAACGAUGCAAUCAUUCUGUAUCAGUGA
Haemonchus placei is the source of this 663-nucleotide messenger RNA. Lineage: Eukaryota; Metazoa; Nematoda; Chromadorea; Rhabditida; Trichostrongylidae. The record is from the annotation of a GenBank genome assembly.